This is a messenger RNA of Aedes albopictus (Asian tiger mosquito), 1019 nucleotides long. Its product is annotated as nucleolin. The transcript has 2 exons. Lineage: Eukaryota; Metazoa; Arthropoda; Insecta; Diptera; Culicidae. Gene Ontology annotation, molecular function: RNA binding. Bases 197 to 919 code for a protein of 240 amino acids. The record is from RefSeq and is a predicted model, not a curated record.
CAAGAAAACAAAACAAACCUCGUGUUCGCCGGGAUCAGUCCAUGCUUGAUUUUCUAUCGAAUUGUGUUUAAAAGUUUCAAAGAUUUAACUAGGAAAUCGUGUAAAAAAUCAAAAUUAUUUUGUGCAAAUCUGUUCCUUAGCGGAAUACAUCGGACAAGAUUGAAUUUUAGCUGAUUGGCAAGGAGAAUAUCAAGAAAUGGCCGUCAAGGGUAAGAAAGCUCAGAAACAGCAGGAGAAACCCUCUCCAAAGUUGGUAAAGCACCAGGAGGAGGAAGAGGAAGACGAUGAUGAGGAGGAGGAAGAUGUCGAGUCUGACGAGAACGAAGAGCAAGAGGAACAAUCAGAUGAAGAAGUUGCAGAGCAGGAAGAAAAGGAUGAUGAAGACGAAGACGAAGAUGAAGAUGAAGAGUCAGAUGAUGAGGAGGAUACCAAGCAGGUAGAAAAGAAGGAACCGGCACCCGUUGAAGGUGACAUGAAGACAACGAUUUUUGUGGGUCACAUCAACUAUCAGCUUUCCAAGAAAGAAUUGGAAGAUUUCUUCUCUAAGGCAGGCGAAGUGCAGUCCAGCAGAAUUAUCACCAAGAGGGGUUACGGUUUUGUUACGUUUACGGACGCAGCUUCCGUUGAAGAAGCAUUGAAGCUGGAUAAGGAGAUGCUGGCCGGCAAGGCGGUGCAUGUCGAGCGAGUUAAAUCGAAGAAAACGGAUCACGCCCAGAAAGCGCAACUGAAACGCAAGGCCAACAAGGAAGAGAACGAGAAGGGAGCUAAGAAAGCCAAGCUGGGUGGCGGCAAGACGGUUCAGCUCAAGAAGGGAUUCAACAAGGGCGGAAAAGGUAGGCCGAAGACAGCACAACACACGAAUCCUAAUAAGAAAAAGAACAAGCAAAAGCCAGGAAAGUUCGUUAAAGCCCAAGAAUAAUUAUUUGUUGUGAAUAAUUUAAUAAUCAUCGCUUAACGACUAAGAAAUACUUUACAAAGAGUACAAUAAAUAUUUGUAUUUAAAGAUUAUAUAUAAUAGA